Molecule: messenger RNA, 951 nt
Organism: Somion occarium
Lineage: Eukaryota; Fungi; Basidiomycota; Agaricomycetes; Polyporales; Cerrenaceae
Source: the annotation of a GenBank genome assembly
ACUUCUUCAAGUGUAUUUGUGGUUAUUUUUUCUUUGCCUUAAAUGUUGCAGUACAAAAUCUUCCAUUGACACUCACUGACGGUUCGGACAGAGAGUAGGUCAGCCGGUGACUGACGAUGUCAGACGGCCGUACUAGUGGCAGCACUAGCACCUGCCUGGUCGAAGUACUUCGAUUGAUUGCUGUUUUGUGUCCGGCCUUGAACGUUCUCCAUCUCUCUUUGUACGUAAGAAUCCCCGUAUUCGCAUGCCUUCCGGAAGGCAGUACUAGGUUUGAGUAUAAAAUUAUGGGCUUGUCUAACUCUGUCACAGCCGCACCAUCCGCUAUCCAAGGCCUUCCGCCUUCUGGGACGUAUCGCAUCCAGAAUCUAGCUACUGGUCUCUACAUCGAUAAUAAAGACCGCAAACAGGGCGCAGGGACUCCUGUCAUUGUUCAGACUCUCAACUACCCGUUGAGUUCGAACCAGGAGGUACUAAGCCACUUUCCCCCUACCCCUGGGAUUGUUCUCAAUUCUAACUUCCUUCUUGAACUCAACCCUACCACACAAACUGAGUUCCAGAUUGUCCCUGCUCCAGGUGGAUUCACCAUUUGCGGCUUUCCGGGAGGUUUUGGAUGUCUAACGUCGCCUUCGACUCCCAUUACUCAGAUCCCAGUCCAGAGUUUCACAGGUGCAGACAACCAAAUUUGGAUGUUCCAUCCCAUUUAAGUACUAUCUGUAUUGGGAGAUGGAAGCUCUCCAUGAAACGAAGGGGACUACGGGAAAUGUCUAAUAGGGUGGUGGAGUUCCGAUGCAAGAGAUCGGCACCACUGUCGUCGUCUUGAGGCUCUGUCGUACUACAUACAGUAAUUGCAAUCUGACAGACAUCAUUCAGUACAGAGUGGUUGCUGUUCCGCUCCAUCAAGACCUAUAUGUGCACUUCAAGAUACCUUUCUAGCCGCCAAUUAUCAGCUUC